This is a messenger RNA of Parnassius apollo (apollo), 294 nucleotides long. Lineage: Eukaryota; Metazoa; Arthropoda; Insecta; Lepidoptera; Papilionidae. The record is from the annotation of a GenBank genome assembly.
AUGAAACUGUGUGAGGUCAUAAAUUGCCCUAUUGCUGAGUCAGACAUAAAAUCUAUCCGCCGUGUUGCAAAGAUGAACCCUUCGUCAGACCGUCCCCGCAAUAUUAUUGCGACGCUGCACUCGGAACAUAACCGCGACACUAUCAUCUCUGCAGUGCGAAGAUUCAAUAAAGCAAACAAGUUGUGUCCUCUAAACUCAUCUCACAUGGGCUUGGCUGGCGAAAAAUACAAUAUCUACACAACACCUAUCAGCUGGAUGCAAGGCAGUACACGCCGCGGCAAGACAAUGGACUAA